Rhineura floridana is the source of this 1379-nucleotide messenger RNA. It is a transcript of the gene LHX4, whose product is annotated as LIM homeobox 4. Gene Ontology annotation, cellular component: nucleus. The transcript is spliced from 6 exons. Gene Ontology annotation, molecular function: RNA polymerase II transcription regulatory region sequence-specific DNA binding; DNA-binding transcription factor activity, RNA polymerase II-specific. Bases 1 to 1173 code for a protein of 390 amino acids. Lineage: Eukaryota; Metazoa; Chordata; Lepidosauria; Squamata; Rhineuridae. Gene Ontology annotation, biological process: regulation of transcription by RNA polymerase II; neuron differentiation. The record is from RefSeq and is a predicted model, not a curated record.
AUGAUGCAAAGCUCAGCACUCACUACAGAAGGUUCUGUCAAGGGGCUUCCAGAAAUUCUUGGUGUGCCAAUGCAACAGAUCCCACAGUGUGCUGGCUGCAACCAGCACAUCCUGGAUAAGUUCAUCCUGAAGGUCCUCGACCGGCAUUGGCACGGCUCUUGCCUCAAGUGUGCAGAUUGCCAGAUGCAGCUGGCAGACCGCUGCUUCUCGAGAUCCGGGAGCGUUUAUUGCAAAGAAGACUUCUUCAAGCGUUUUGGAACAAAAUGCACAGCGUGCCAGCAGGGAAUCCCACCCACGCAAGUGGUCAGGAAAGCCCAAGACUUUGUCUAUCACCUGCAUUGCUUUGCCUGUAUUAUCUGCAACCGCCAACUGGCCACAGGUGACGAGUUCUACCUCAUGGAAGACGGGCGCCUGGUGUGCAAGGAAGACUACGAGACAGCCAAGCAGAAUGAUGAUUCAGAAGCUGGAGCUAAGAGGCCUCGAACCACUAUCACAGCCAAACAGUUGGAAACGUUAAAAAAUGCCUAUAAAAACUCCCCCAAACCAGCCAGGCAUGUGCGGGAACAGCUGUCUUCUGAGACUGGAUUGGACAUGCGGGUUGUACAGGUCUGGUUUCAAAACAGAAGGGCCAAAGAGAAACGUCUGAAGAAAGAUGCUGGGCGGCACCGCUGGGGCCAGUUCUACAAGAGUGUGAAGAGGAACCGAGCAGGCAGUAAACAUGACAAAGAGAGCUCUGCAGAGGACUGUGGGGUUAGUGAUAGUGAGCUGAGCUUCAGAGAAGACCAAAUCCUCACAGAGCUUGGCCACAACAAUAGAAUUUAUAGCAAUGCUGGCGAGGUGGCUGGUGGACAGCUACUGAAUGGUACUUUCUCGAUGGACGGGACAGGACAAUCCUACCAAGACUUGAGGGAUGGAAGCCCUUAUGGAAUCCCACAGUCUCCAGCUUCCAUAUCAUCCCUUCCAUCACAUACUCCGUUGCUAAAUGGUCUGGAUUACACAAUGGACAAUAAUUUAGGGAUAAUAGCACAUGGAGGGCAGGGGGUGAGUCAGACACUCAGAGCUAUGGCUGGAGGCCCAACCUCUGAUAUUUCUACUGGAAGCAGCGUUGGUUAUCCAGACUUUCCAACAAGCCCUGCCUCUUGGCUUGAUGAAAUGGAACACCCUCCCUUUUAAAAGUCUCGUUUUGCCAUAUUCCCACUUGCUCUUUUGGCUUGAAAGCAUACUGACAAAGCCCUCACGGAGGGACAGCAAUCAAACUUCAAGGAUCACAGGUGUGCCAUUCCAAGAACAUUUCCAUUAUUUUAGAAUGGGAAUCCACUAUUUGUUUUCUGUAGAGCUGAAGAAGAUAUGGUAUUAAGAUAUAUAUAUAUAUAUAUAUU